UGACAGAUGCCCUAACCCAGCGACACCGAUAAAUCAGAAUCUGUGGGGUGUAAAAGCUGGACUAAAGCGCCCCAGGUGUUACUCUGUGCCCCAGGGUUGAGAACCGUUCUUAUUUAGUUCCUGAUUUUGACCCCCACGGGGACCCUCAUUUGGACCACCUGGGCCAGGGCCCCCCCUUCCACGAACCUGCUUCACCUCCCUCACGGGUUCAGCAUGGGGGAGAAGUCAGAAAACUGUAGGGUUCCAGAGGACCUGUUCAGUGGUUUGCAAGUUUCAGAUCCCCAGGAAGCACAAUGUGCUGGUCCUUCAGUUUCUCAUCCCAAAGAUCACCAGCCCCAGAACAAGCUGCCGGAGGAUGUUGAGGCCCACCCCCAGGAGGACCAGGGCGAAGAGGAGCACUUUCACGACUGCAGUGCCUCAUUUGAGAAGGAGGAACCAGGAGUGGACAAGGUUGAGAACAAACCUGAUGAUGAUGUGAAUUCCUCCGAACUCGACGAAGAAUACCUAAUCGAACUGGAAAAAAACAUGCCAGAUGAAGAGAAACAGAAAAGAAGAGAAGAGAGCACUAGACUGAAGGAGGAGGGCAAUGAGCAAUUUAAGAAAGGAGAUUACAUAGAAGCUGAACGUUCUUACAGCCAUGCCCUUCAAAUGUGCCCAUCCUGCUUCCAGAAAGACAGGUCAAUUCUGUUUUCAAAUAGAGCUGCUGCAAGGAUGAAACAGGACAAGAAAGAGAUGGCCAUCAGUGACUGCAGCAAAGCCAUUCAGCUAAACCCCAGUUACAUCAGGGCCCUGCUGAGGAGAGCGGAGCUAUAUGAGAGCACCGACAAGCUCGAUGAAGCCCUGGAAGACUACAAGACCAUUCUAGAAAAAGACCCAUCAGUGCACCAAGCCAGGGAAGCUUGUAUGAGAUUACCUAAGCAAAUUGAAGAACGAAAUGAAAGACUGAAGGAAGAGAUGUUAGGUAAACUAAAAGAUCUUGGGAACUUGGUUCUCCGACCUUUUGGACUCUCCACAGAAAAUUUCCAGAUCAAACAGGAUUCCUCUACUGGCUCCUACUCCAUCAAUUUUGUUCAAAACCCAAAUAAUAACAGAUAACAGAGAUAACAGUAACUUUUAAAGCUGGCUAGUAAAUUGUGUGCUGCUUGCUGGUAGCAAGGGGAAAGGCCCUGCCAAUGUUUACGUUCUAAAAGCAUCUUAUCUCAAAGGCCAUCCAGUAGAGCCCAGUGCACCCUUAUGUUUUGUGAUCAGGGUGAAAUGUACGUCCUGAUGUAAUGAACCUAAUCUGAUUUCCAUUUUAAGUUGGUGUCUGUGCAGCUCUUGUCCCUGGUUCUAGCUGUCCUUUGUGUUGUCCAGGAGGAGCCUGUUAAGGCUGACCUCCGGAGCCAUACAAACAGAGAAGCCCAGACGCCAGCUCUCCUGGACCCAGCAAACCUGGUCAGAGACUGCCCAGACAUGACUGAUGGGGGUCCUGCCUACUGCCCUCUCCCAGUCACACGCACUGCCCAGGCUGCCAGGCGUGGGCUCCUGAUUUCCUCUGUGGUAAUAAAUGCUUUCUGUGACAGUCUGCGCCUGUGAAUUUUGUCCCCAUGACAGCUGAAGCAGGAGGCUUCUCUGGCUUUGGGAGCAGUGUUCAGGCAACAUCAUUGUUACUGGACUCCACAGAUUUGCCCUAAGUCUUAGGGACCACCUUGAGGAUGACCUUGAAAGAGUUGACCAUUCUACCCUGUACUUGACUUCAGAAACCUCGAGCGUUGGCCCUUCCCAGGUUUCCAGAUAUUAUGAAAUCAUUUUUUUUUGACCAAGCAUCUCUUAUUUUCAACUUAAAAUAGCUUCAUUCAGGAAUGGUGAUAUGUGAAUCCCAGAAUAAAAUAUUCUUUUAGACUACG
Messenger RNA from Myotis davidii, 1886 nucleotides. RefSeq names its product tetratricopeptide repeat domain 1 (gene TTC1). The record is from RefSeq and is a predicted model, not a curated record. Gene Ontology annotation, molecular function: protein binding. NCBI's taxonomy places the organism in Eukaryota, Metazoa, Chordata, Mammalia, Chiroptera, Vespertilionidae. The coding region runs from base 214 to 1095 and encodes 293 amino acids. The transcript has 8 exons.